Molecule: messenger RNA, 5982 nt
Organism: Rhinichthys klamathensis goyatoka
Lineage: Eukaryota; Metazoa; Chordata; Actinopteri; Cypriniformes; Leuciscidae
Product: A disintegrin and metalloproteinase with thrombospondin motifs 20
Exons: 38
Coding region: 321-5975 (1884 amino acids)
Biological process (GO): proteolysis; extracellular matrix organization
Cellular component (GO): extracellular matrix
Molecular function (GO): zinc ion binding; metalloendopeptidase activity
Source: RefSeq, a predicted model, not a curated record
AGUGGUCGAGUCUAGAGUCUGCAGUAGAGCAGGGGGGCGUGACAAGAGCCUCAGUGUGUGUGUGUGUGUGUGUGUGUGUGUGUGUGUGUGUUUAGGGGGGUGUCCUAUGGAGAGCCAGCGAGCGAAAAAAAAAAAGCCCGCUGGCACCGAUCCGACUGACUGAGAGCCGCGGGUCCGUGCGCGAGAUGAGCGGGUCCGAGCGGGUGUUUUAACGGAAUGACGGCGGAUCGGAUCGUGUUUCAGCAGAAGGAGGAGAGCCGGUAGACACGCUCCAGCCCCGGGGAACCGAAGAGAGAGAGAGAGGCAGAGGCCGGGGAAUCAUGCGGGGUCCUGCGCUCCGGCUGCUGGGACUUGUGUGGCACCUCUCCGCGCUUUUACGCACCGCGCACACGUACAAACUCCACCACAAACAAGAGAGCUUCAUCAGACAGCUGUCGUCGUAUGAGAUCGUCACGCCAGUGCGCUUGAAUGAUUUUGGCGAGUCGUUCCCGCACCGACAGCAUUACCGCAGGAGAAGGCGUAGCGCCGACGCUGAGAUCUCCAGGGCUCAUUACCGGAUCGAGGCGUUCGGUCAGGCCUUUCACCUCAACCUGACGGCUGAUUCGGGAUUCAUCGCUCCGGCCUACUCGGUGCUCCAUCUGGGAGACGAGGAGAAGCGCGGAGACGACCUGCGCCACUGUUUCUUCAGAGGACACGUCAACGCCCGCAGCGAACACCACGCCGUCUUCAGCCUCUGCACGGGACUAAUCGGCACGUUCACGACACACAGCGGUCAGGUGUUCCUGGAGCCACUGCUGAGCGCUGAUGAAGACGAGUAUGAGGAAGAGCACAACAAACCUCACCUGGUCUACAGACACGCCGACACCAGGUCACAUGACACCGGGUCACAUGACACGCAGCCGUGCACCUCCUCAGAACAUCACGACAACGAUCACAUCAGUCUCCAUAGCAACAGAACUCUGGAAGAGGAAGUGAUGUCGAUACAGGAAACAAUGCGGAAGCGCUCAGCUCGUUCCCGAGAGGAUUCCAGCGCUCCCCGUUCACGCAAGAAGCGUUUCCUAUCGUACCCGCGCUUCGUGGAGCUCAUGGUCACGGCCGACACCAAGAUGCUCCGGCACCACGGCCCAAACCUCGAGCACUACAUACUCACAAUCAUGUCAGUAGUUGCUGCGAUCUACAGAGACCCCAGUGUAGGAAACCUCAUCAACAUCAUGAUUGUCAAACUCAUCGUCAUACAUAAUGAACAGGAAGGACCGAAUAUAAACUUCUACGCCACUGCGACACUUCAUAACUUCUGCACGUGGCAACAAAGCCACAAUGUUUUGGACGACAGUCACCCGGGUCAUCAUGACACGGCCCUUCUCAUAACCAGGCAGGACAUCUGUCGAGCAAAAGACAAGUGUGACACGUUAGGUUUGGCGGAGCUGGGAACGAUGUGCGACCCGUACCGGAGCUGCUCCAUCAGCGAGGAGAACGGCCUGAGCUCUUCCUUCACCAUCGCUCACGAGCUGGGACACGUGUUCAACAUGCCGCAUGACGACAGUCCGAAGUGCCGAGAGAACGGAGUAAAGCACCAGUUCCACGUCAUGGCUCCGAUCCUCAACUACGACACCAGCCCCUGGUCCUGGUCCAAAUGCAGCCGAAAACACGUCACGGACUUCCUGGACACCGGUUAUGGUGAAUGUCUCCUGGACGAGCCCUCAGGCCGGACGUAUAACCUUCCCAACCAGCUGCCAGGUCAACUCUACAACGCCAACCGGCAGUGUGAACUCAUGUUCGGUCCCGGCUACCAAGUCUGUCCGUUCAUGAAACAGUGCAAGCGUCUCUGGUGCACCAGUGCGGAGGGCGAUGUCGGAUGUCGUACGCAACACAUGCCUCUCGCUGAUGGGACCGAAUGUGGCUAUGGAAUGCACUGCAGGCACGGCAUGUGUGUGAAUAAGGAGAUGGACAUGAAGCCGGUUCAUGGUGAGUGGGGCCCCUGGGGGCCGUACAGUGUGUGUUCCAGAACCUGUGGAGGAGGGACUCGCAGCACAACCAGAGACUGCAAUAGACCUGAGCCGAGGAACGGAGGGCUUUUCUGUGUGGGCCGCAGGAUGAGGUUCCGCUCGUGUCAGACGGAUCCGUGUCCCCGGGGCCCGAGGGACUUCAGGGAAGAGCAGUGCGCGCAGUUCGACGGGAAACACUUCAACAUCAACGGACUCCCGCCAACCGUCCGCUGGGUGCCGAAGUACAGCGGCAUUCUGAUGAAAGAUCGCUGUAAACUUUUCUGUCGUGUCACGGGGACGAUGGCGUACUAUCAGCUGAGGGAUCGAGUCGUUGAUGGAACACCGUGUGGACCAGACACAUAUGACAUCUGUGUACAAGGCCUCUGUCGGCAAGCAGGUUGUGACCACAUUUUGAACUCAAAGGCAAGAAAUGAUAAGUGUGGUGUCUGUGGAGGAGACAACUCGUCAUGUAAGACAAUCGCUGGAACCUUCAACAACGCACAAUAUGGUUAUAACGUUGUGGUUCGGAUUCCUGCUGGUGCGACCAACAUAGAUGUAAAGCAGGUCAGCUACUCAGGAUCACCAGAAGAUGAUAACUACCUCGCUCUGUCUGACAGUCAGUCCAACUUUCUCCUGAACGGGAACUUUGUGGUGUCCAUGUUUAAAAGGGAAAUCACCUUUAAGGGAGCAGAGAUUGAGUACAGCGGAUCCAACACUACAGUGGAACGGAUCAACUGCACACAACGGAUUGAGGAGGAGCUCGUGCUGCAGGUGCUGUGCGUGGGAAACCUGUAUAAUCCUGACGUCAGAUAUUCCUUCAGUAUUCCCUUCGAGGAACAGCGGGAGCAGUUCGGCUGGGAUCCGGCAGGCCCGUGGCAGGAGUGCAGUCGCAUGUGUCAAGGUGAGCGGCGACGGAAGGCGGUGUGUGUUCGUAAGAGCGAUCACCUGGUGGUUUCGGAUCAGAGGUGUGAGUAUCUUCCUCGACCCAGAGGAGCGACGGAGCCCUGCAAUAGCGACUGCGAACUCAGGUGGCACGUGGCGGGCCGCAGCGACUGCUCCAGUAAGUGUGGUCCGGGCUCCCGUACGCUGGACGUGGUGUGUAUGCGCUACAGUCAGAGCAAGAGUGUGAGUGAGCGUGUGGAGAGCCGUGCCUGCGCAGACCUGCCCAAACCACAGACUCGAGAGGCCUGUCACGGAGACUGUCUGCUCAAGAGCUGGCAAUACAGCGCCUGGUCUCAGUGCUCGAGGAGCUGUGGACGAGGCGUUCGGACGAGACAGGCGUUCUGUAUGAACAAUCUGGGCCGGCGGCUGGCGGAGCGAGAGUGUGACGAUCAGAGAGUCGUGAGUGAACCCUGCAGUGACGUGCCCUGUCCCGACUGGAGCGCCAGCCCGUGGAGCGAGUGUCUGGCGACGUGUGGGAAGGGCGUGCGACACCGGCAGGUGCAGUGCAUUCUGGGAGACGAGCAGCUGAGUGAGCAGCGCUGUGACCCGAGCACCAAACCCUCGGCGCUGGGCGUCUGUGAGCGUCCCGAAUGUGCGUCCUGGCAGACCGGAGGCUGGAGUCCGUGUACGGUGAGCUGCGGUCAGGGGUAUCAGAUGCGUGCGGUGAGGUGUGUGUCGGGAGCGUACCGUGAGACGCUGGACGACAGGGAGUGUAACGCGGCCGCCAGACCUCGAGACAGUCAGGACUGUGAGUUGUCGGUUUGUCCUCGCUCAGCAUCAGUGUUUAACACACCAAGACCAGCAGAACCGGGUCAACGGCACACACAGUGGAGAUACGGGUCAUGGACGACCUGCUCGGUGUCGUGUGGUGAGGGCCGGCGUGAGCGUUACGUCAGCUGUAGAGAUGCUCAGGGUGGAGUUGCUGAAGACUCGUCCUGUUCUCUCCUGCCUCGACCCGCAGACUCUACUGUGUGUUUCAGUCCCUGUGGACAGUGGAGGGACGGAGAGUGGACACCGUGUUCGGUGUCGUGUGGUGUGGGUCGGUCCACGCGGCGGGUUGUGUGUAUGAAUCAUCACCAUCAGGUGGACGAGUCGUUCUGUGUCUCGGACGAGCGUCCCAGCACUGAGCAGGAGUGUGUGUCAGCGCCCUGCCAAUCCUCCUACCACUGGCCCAACAACCAGCCCUACUUCCCCCCCGACCCCAGCAGCCACAGCUGGAACGUCCCCGCAGAGAACCAGUGGAGGACCGGCCCGUGGGGAGCGUGUUCCAGCACGUGUGAAGGCGGAUCUCAGCGACGGGUCGUGGUCUGUCAGGACGCUGACGGCCGAAGCACCAAUCACUGCGACGAGAGGGUCAAACCCGACCAAUCGAAGAGCUGCGACUCGGGACCCUGUCCUCACUGGAACUACGGCGUCUGGGGAGAGUGCACGAGCUCGUGUGGUGGCGGUCAGCGGACUCGACUGGUGGUUUGCCAGCGUCCGACCGGUCAGCGAUUGAGCGAGCAGAACUGUGAUGUUCUGGAGAAACCUCUGGAUGUGGAGCAGUGCAACGGCCAGCCCUGUCCCGGCUCGCUGUGGCUCAGACGCCCGUGGAAGCCGUGUUCGGUGUCCUGUGGGAAGGGAAUGAAAGAGCGACAGAUCGUGUGUGUGGACCAGAAUCAGACCCAGAUGGAGGACGAGGCCUGCGCUCAUCAGAACCGGCCCAGAACACAGAAGGCCUGCAGGGCGGGACCCUGCCCCGGCUGGAGAGCCAAUCAGUGGAGAGCGUGUUCGGUGAGCUGUGGCGCUGGCGUUCAGUCCCGCGAGGUCUUCUGCAGGUUAAAGGUCAGAGGUCAGGUCAGGGAUGACCUGUGUGACGAGCGUGUGCGUCCCGUGUCGAUCCGCUCCUGCUUCCUCACCGGGUGUCACACACACAGCUGGACGGCUCACGGGUGGCGGGACUGUAACGCCACCUGUGGACGAGGCGUAAGGUCCAGGUCAGUGAUUUGUCUGGAAGGAGGGAUGAACGUGGUUCCUGAUCGUGUGUGUGACGCCUCAGCCAAACCUCACACACACGAGCCGUGUCACAGCGCCACCUGUCAGCACGUGUGGGUCACUGCAGCCUGGAGUCAGUGUUCGGUGAGCUGCGGCUCUGGACUCCAGCACCGGGCGGUUCGUUGCUCUGCCGUGACCUCUGACCUCCGGCUGACCUCUGACCUCCAGCUGACCUCUGACCUGCAGUCGUUCUCUCAGUGCAGCGAGCGCCGGCCGACCGACAGCAGACCCUGUCGACUCCCAGCCUGUCCAUCAGCUGGAGCCUGGAGCGCCGGCCCCUGGAGUCAGUGCUCUCAGACGUGCGGCGCUGGAAUAAUGCGGAGGACGGUGGAGUGUGUCGGCGCUGAGACCUGCUCAUCGUCCAGCCGGCCCGAGUCCAGCGCCACCUGCAGGCAGACCGACUGUGAACUCCUCUCCAGCUGCCGGCAGCUCCAGGUGAAGGGAGGCAUCAGAAGAGACGGAGAACAUCACAUCACAGUUCGCUCCAAGAUCCUGCGCGUUUACUGUGCCGAGAUGCACAGCGCUUUCCCGAAGGAGUACGUGACGCUGCGCAGCGGCCAGACCGACAACUACUCAGAGGUGUACGGGUACAGGCUCCAGAACCCGUUUGAGUGCCCGUAUAACGGCAGCCGUCGGCAGGACUGCGAGUGCAGGAACGACUACUCUUCGGCCGGUUACACCGUGUUCCAGCGCGUGCGGCUCCAUCUGCCCACGCUGCGCAUCAUCACGGCUGAUGUGAGGUUCAGUCAGACGCUGUUUGGUCGCGCGGUGCCGUUCGCGUCCGCUGGAGACUGUUACAGCGCGGCUAAAUGUCCUCAGGGUCAGUUCAGUAUAAAUCUCAGUGGAACGGGACUGAAGGUCGCAGAAUCCACUAAAUGGGUUUCUCAAGGCAACUACGUCACGCUCAAAGUUCACCGCUCAGAGGACGGCAGCAGAAUCUACGGGCGCUGUGGGGGUUUCUGUGGGAAAUGUCUUCCUCAUCCUCAUACGGGACUUUCUGUCGAAAUCCAGUGAGAGAAAC